UCACUUUUCGGCCCUACAAGAAGAACCUCCCAUGUGCAUUUAAUUGUGUUUCUCCCAUCAAUUAGGCCCCCAUUCAGGAUGCUAAUCAAAGAAUUCCGAGUCACCUUGCCGCUCACCGUGGAGGAGUAUCAAGUUGCACAGCUCUUCUCCGUGGCGGAGGCGUCGAAGAACGAGACGGGCGGCGGCGAGGGAAUCGAAGUGCUCAAGAACGAACCCUUCACCAACCAUCCGCUGCUGGGCGGGCGGUACAGUUCCGGACAGUAUACGUAUAAAAUCUACCACUUAGCGUCAAAAGUGCCAGCCUUCAUCCGACUACUGGCGCCCAAGGGAUCGCUGGAGAUCCACGAGGAGGCUUGGAAUGCCUAUCCCUACUGUCGAACAGUCAUUACCAAUCCAGGAUACAUGAAAGAGAACUUUGUGAUUUGCAUCGAGUCUCUCCAUGUCGGUGACGUGGGUAAUCAGCACAACGUUCACGAAUUGCCGCCGGAGAAGCUGAAAACGCGCGACGUUGUGCACAUUGAUAUCGCCAAUGAUUCCGUGUCUUCGGCGGACUACAAACCGUCUGAGGAUCCGACAAAGUUCAAGUCGGAGAAGACGGGGCGUGGGCCGCUCGUAGGUCCGGACUGGAUGAAGAAGGUGGAUCCUGUGAUGACGUGCUAUAAGCUGGUCACGUGCGAGUUCAAAUGGUUCGGACUCCAGUCAAGGAUAGAGAAUUUCAUCCAGAAGUCCGAGCGACGACUCUUCACAACUUUCCAUCGACAAGUGUUCUGCUGGAUGGAUCGCUGGCAUGGAUUGACAAUGGAGGACAUUCGUGCCAUUGAGGAUAAAACCAAAGAGGAGUUGGACAAGCAGCGUCACGUUGGCGAAGUGCGAGGCAUGAAAGCUGAAACGGACUAAAGUGGCCACGACAGAAUUGUACAGAAAGAGAGAGAGAGAGAGAGAGAGAGAGAAGGUGAAGAAAAGGCGAAGAAAGUUUCCAUGGAUGGCGAAUGGCUGAAGAAGAGAAAAAUCUUGCUGCAAUUGAGGGGAGAAAUUGAAGAAAAAGAAAACAAAUUAAAGGAAGAUGAAGAAGAAAACAUUGUAUUAACAUUUAACAACAAAAUGAGAAAACUAUAAUUGUUAAUUAGUUCUACAGGCUGAUUUAGAUGAAAGAGAAAAAAAAAAGUAAUUAUGAACUCAGUAAUUGAAAUCAGUGACAAACAAAAUAGCCAGUGAGAGUGAUGAAAUGACGAUAUUUGGGAAGAGAAUGAAGCUCUGAGUUUUUCCAUCCUUUCACGUCCUCAUUUUAAUCACACACGCAAACUCACACUUUUUGCUCCGUUCUCAAGAGUAAAAUAGAAGAAUUAUAAUAAAAUCGGAAGAAAUACAUGCAAAUGAGGCACAAUUACAAACCUUCAAAGCUGUCCAACAAUAAAAAAUGACAAACUAUUUUAGCUGAGAAAGAGGGAAAAGCAGUAAAUGUAAUAGAGAAAGUCAGUUUAAUAGCAAUUAACGAGCGAAAAAAAAAAUACAAAAAAGGUAGAUGGCUAAAAUGUAAAUUAUAAAGAAUAUUAAAAAAAAAUAUUGCAUAGGAAGAACAAUAAUUAGCAAAGUGGGUCAUUUUCCUGGAAAACAUUACACACAUUUUGUCCUGUUGAUUUUCUCUUGUGGGUUAAAAGGAGGAGAAGACGAAGAGGCAUUGAAAAGGGUGAAAAGAUGCGCAUGACGGCGUUUUCUUGCCAGUGAAAGAGAAGUCUUUAAUUUUUUUGUUAAUCAUCUGCAAAAGAGCUUUUCUUUCCAUCAUCUUCGUUGACAAAACCACCGCGCAGGGGGAAAAAAAGAGCGCAUUUUGAGGUUUUUAGCAAAUUGAAAAAGAGAAACAAAUAAACAUAGAAAAAAGAACUAAUUUAGCACAGCCAUUGACGAGAGAGAGAGAUAGAGAG
Phlebotomus argentipes is the source of this 1922-nucleotide messenger RNA. RefSeq names its product phosphatidylinositol transfer protein alpha isoform (gene vib). Gene Ontology annotation, cellular component: cytoplasm. The record is from RefSeq and is a predicted model, not a curated record. Gene Ontology annotation, molecular function: phosphatidylinositol transfer activity; phosphatidylcholine binding; phosphatidylcholine intramembrane carrier activity. The transcript has 7 exons. Lineage: Eukaryota; Metazoa; Arthropoda; Insecta; Diptera; Psychodidae. The coding region runs from base 79 to 897 and encodes 272 amino acids. Gene Ontology annotation, biological process: phospholipid transport.